AUGGAAGAUCAAAAGAAAACAGAUGUAAUUAAAAAUAUGCGCACAGUCUUGCCUCCCCUCAACCUCAAGGCGCCAGAAGGCGCAGAACAAGCUGCACAGAAGAACGCAGCAGCCCAGACGUCUUCUCCCCCGCACAGUAAUAAUCACGGAAGAGUAGCCCCUGUUGCAGAUCCCUCGCACAUGCCGAGCAUGCCAAACAUCCCGCACCAAAACAUGAUGCACUACGGGUACAGGCCGCCCGAGAGAGAAAGAGAGCGCGAGAGACAAGAAAGAGAGAGGCAGGAAAGGCCCUCGCAGAUGCACAUGCAGCCACCAGGCGGCAGAUACAGAGUCCACUCAAACGCAGGAUACAUGCCAUACAACCCGUACGGAAAAGCUCCUUUGGGGUACCCUCCAGGGCGCCAGUCCCCGCACUCGCAGACAAGAUACUACCCGCCCUCCAGGCAGCACCCGUACAUGGGCGAAAUGCACCACUCGCGAAUACCCCCGGAGAAAAAGCCCAUUGUGCCGCAGCAGCCGAGACACGCUCCGUCAACCAUUCUCAUGCCAGAGGUGGGAGGAAGCGCCAAAGUGCAGAUAAAGGAUGCCAUGCGCUAUCUGGACAUAGUGAAAGAGGAGUACAAAAACAACAAAGAGGUGUACAACAAGUUCCUGAAGACAAUGAAAGAGUACAAAGACAGACACAUAGACGCAAAAACAGUCAUAGAAAUCAUGCUCACCCUGUUCAACGGAAACCAGAAGCUGAUCCAAGGAUUCAACCAGUUCCUGCCAAAGAAGUACGAAAUACUCCCGUCUGGCGAAGUGAAAGUGCACGAUGCAGAAAGAGAAAGAGAAAGACGCAGAGAUGUGCCAGAAGAAAGAGAAAGGGAGAGAGAAAGGGAAAGAGAGAGGCCAAAAGAAGAGUAUCCAGUGAACAAGCACCCAGCAGAGUACAGUGCAGCUAGUAAACAGCCAUACGACCCUCGGCGGGACCUAGAGGGCCUUGGCAUAGGAAUAAAAGCGCAGUCUAUGCGGAAUGACUCUGACAGCAUGGGGCGAGUGGUUAACUACCUCAACAAAGUGAGAAAGCAUCUGGAGAACACGCCUGUUGCCUGGUUUGAGUUCCUCCGCAUUGUCCAGUCGUACAAGAACAGCAGAGAACAAAAGCCCAUCUCCGAAAUACUCUCGAGCAUCAAAGUGCUCCUUAAGGAUGACCCUGUGCUUAUCUCAGAGUUUAUGGUCUUUCUUCCGUCCCCAGAGAAGAGGGGAAGGCCAGCGCAGAGACAGCAGCCAUCUGACUCCCUCACCAUGCUCCACGACAUACGCGCUAUUCUCAGCAGAAAGGGCGUGUAUAAAGACUUUGUCAAAGCACUCAAUAUGUUCAACCAGGGCCUUCUUAACACAAACUCCCUUCUCCUGGUGAUUGAGCCUUUCCUGCGCGGAGCACCUACUCUUUUCAGUCUGUUCCGCUACUACAUUGGGCACCGGGAAGUAAAUGCACCCCCGCACAUACAAAGCAGCCUGGAGACCUACAGAAAGGUGGGGUCGUACAGAGUCCUUCCCGAGAAGUACAGAAAGUCGCACCACACGGGACAGACUCCCGAAGAUGCCUCUGUUCUGAACACAGGGUACGUGGCGUGUCCUACGUUCUCCAGUGAGAGCUCUACUUUUAUCUUUGCCAAGAAGAACAGCCACGAGGAAGCCCUCUACAGGGUGGAAGACGAAAGGUACGAGUGCGAUGUUCUGCUGGAAAGGGUUUCUUCUUUCAUACUGCGCCUUAUGGAGUACGAGUCAAUUGCUGUUGACGAUGCAAACGUUUCGAAGGAGCAUGCAAAGGCUCCUCUGCCCCCUCUUAAGCUCACAGCCCUCGACAAGGAAAUUGUCUCCAUAGUCUACGGGCCCGCCAGCGAUGACAUCAUCCUGGGAAUUAUUGCACACCCCAUCCGCGCAAUACCCGUUGUCUUGAAGCAGCUGAGAUCAAUCGAAACUCAGUGGAUCAAGUCGAGAACAACCAACGCCGAGAUGUGGAGAAACACCGUGGACAGAAACUACAUUAAGUCGCUUGAUGUCAAAGGAUACAAAAUGCGCAAUAGCGAGAGAAAAACAUCGAUCAUCAAACAGUACUCUAAGGACCUUGAUGCCUCCACAGACGUGCACUUCACCAUCCCGUCUAAGUCUAUUUUUCAGGAAGUGUUUGACAUUCUCAUUACAGGAAUGGAGACAGAGGAUGAGAAAGAAGCGGAAGCGGAAAAAGAAAAGUCCAUUGGCCUGAUCUCCUCUCUGGCCACGUGCGAAGGAGUGUUCUUAGUCACGCCCGAGAUAUACUAUGUUCUCCGCGGGCUAUCCUCCAUCUGCAACCGAGUGGUAGAGGCAGUGAGCGGCAAAAGAGUAAAGCCCGCUGUGAACAAGGUGGCCAAAGAGCUGGGCAUGCAGGAAGAGACACACGACCUAACAGAGGACGAGAUAUUUUCAGCGCUGAGAGCAUAUGUGCUGGAGGAUAUGGAGGCAAGCGCCUUUGAAGAGAAGGUGCUUAGCAGUCUCGGAGUGUGCGGUACAUCGCUCGUUGGAAUACUCGGGGUCUUCCAGAGUGUCGAGUCUAUGCUGGAUACUGUGCUGGAAAACAAGGGAUCGCUGGAAAUGCUUGGCCGCCUGUCCAACAGAGAAGAGGUGCAGCGCACCAAUGCGUCAGAACUUAUCAUCAGAGGCGUGAGCAUUGUGAAGCUGAUAGUGCGGAAGGUGGACGAGUCGUAUGAAAUAGUGGCAUCUCGGCUCACGCAGGCGCAAACGACCUCUGCCAACUGGGUUAACUAUGUAAAGAACUACAGCACUGCUGAAUCGCCCUUGGCUGGAGACGACAAAAAGACGCCCUUCCUGCACAGAAACGUAGACAAAGAAAAGAAGCCCGUUGAAGCAACAUACGGAAUGGAGUCGCUCUUCGCCGAGGGAAAGUUUAAAGUGCGGCACAUCCCAGGGACCGAGGACUUUGUUUCGAGCAAGAAACAGAAGCUUGGCACUGAAAGUAAUGAGAUUGAAAAAUAA
Nematocida minor is the source of this 3018-nucleotide messenger RNA. Its product is annotated as paired amphipathic helix protein Sin3b. Gene Ontology annotation, biological process: regulation of DNA-templated transcription. Gene Ontology annotation, molecular function: transcription corepressor activity. The transcript has a single exon. The coding region runs from base 1 to 3018 and encodes 1005 amino acids. The record is from RefSeq and is a predicted model, not a curated record. Lineage: Eukaryota; Fungi; Microsporidia.